ACACGACCUCUUUCAAAACAAAAAUAAAAUAUCCCUUUUAUUAUAUUUACUUUCAAGUUGUUUCAUUCCUUUGUUUAUUCUUCACUAAUAGAGAGGUCACAUGUUCUAUUCUGAGGCGAUUCUCUCAAAAAAGGGUCCCUUGGCAAAAGUAUGGUUAGCUGCUCACUGGGAAAAAAAGCUGUCCAAGGUCCAAACCUUACAUACGAACAUCGAACAAAGUGUACAUGCCAUUGUCACGGAAGAAACAGCGCCGAUGGCAUUGCGUCUUUCCGGCCAGCUUAUGCUUGGUGUCGUCCGUAUUUACUCAAGGAAAACUAGAUACUUAUUGGAAGACUGUAAUGAAGCUCUCUUAAGGCUCAAAAUGACUUUUCGCCCUGGGCAAGCUGAACAAAUUAAUGCCCCUCCUGUUACCUCAAUAAAAGGAAAGGAUGCCAUGGCUCAAAGUGCAAAUCUUACUCUUCCAGAUACCAUUACUGAGUUUGAUCUUUUGGCCCCAGAUAGCUCUUUUGAUAUGCAAUGGUCUCAACUUAUUCAAACACCUAAAUCUCGUCCCAUUGAAUUACAUACCCUACCUACUUCAUCUUCUCCUUCUGUCGUUUCUUCAGAACAGUCAAUUGAGGCUGCGCGAAAUGCUCCUCAUGAGAGCAACUUUUUCUCCGAUCCUCUUCGACGUAGUAGUAUUGAUAUGCAAUUUCAACUACCUAUAUUUCAGUCAGGCGCUGAUACGCCUAGAAGCGAGCAAUCUAUUGAAGUAGGAAGAGAUGCACCCCAUGAUCCUACUGGUGCUGCUGACCUUAGUGCACUUGUUGGAUCACAAGUUGGAAAAUCGCCUGCUUCUUCCGCUAGAAGUUUUGGGACCCCAAGUUUACUUCCCGUUGGAAACAACUCUUUGGAUAAUGAAUUGCUAGCUCCUGUCGAUGAUUUACAGUUAGAUCUUGGUUUGGACGAUCUAAUGAAUGAUACUACUGCUCCACCGCAACUUCCAGCUGAGGAAACAUAUGCUGAUGAAGUUUCUCACAUCGAAAUUCCUUCUGAUAAUCUUGACCAGGUAUCAUCUCCACAGGAAGAAGCUCCUGCAGAGAUAAACGAAGUUGCAGAGCAACAAGUCUCACCUUCUCGUGUCCCACGCCGUCAACGUGCUGUCAUUGAUCCGGUUACGGAAUUAUCUUCUCGACAAAUGAAAAAGCAAUUGUCAGAUACUUCUUCUAUCACAGCACCACUUUGUUUGAACACUAACCCCGUGGUAUUAAAUGCUACAGUUAAUUUCAUGCGCAAUGGUAACAUUCAAGCUUCUUUGUCUUCUUCCAACUUAAAUCCUCAUUUAGCUGAAAUUUUCAAAAUGGACUUCUUAAAGAAGCUCCAGGAAGAUGUAAAAAAGCGUAAAUCGUCCCCUGCAAGUGAAGAGGAGGAAAAUGAAGUAAGUAAACAUCGGAAGAUUGACGAAAAUAUCGCGCAAGGUCAGGAAUUAGAAGAACAACAGGUUCCAGAAGAGCACGAAGAGCUUCAAGCCGAGAGAAACCCUACUGAGGCUUCUGCUUUAGAUGCAGCUAAUGUAACUAAUGAUGAGCAGGAAGUGCUAGCAGCUGAAAGUCCCUCAGUUCCUCCAGCGGAUGAGAGUAUUGACGAUGAUUCUAUGAUGAGAGCACCACCUGUCAUGUUGGAUGAUAAUGAAUGGAAUGCUGAUAAUACACUAAAUGAACCUCCGUCUUUUGAUUCUAUGCCUAGUACGCAAGUGGCUAAAGAUUUUGUUCAUUCAAAAUGGACCCCUCGCGUACAAGGAGAACGGGCAUCAUUUAAAGAAUUGAGCGGUAACACAAAGCGUGACGAUGCUGUACAGCUAUUCUUUGAUGUUUUGGUAUUAGCGACGAAGGAUGCUAUAUCCGUGAAUCAGGACGAAUCUGCAAAAGGUGACAUUAUCCUUACUGCUAAACAAAAAAUGUUGUUCAAUUCUCUUUAAAGAAGUGAACUGAGAUAUUUUUUACUUGAGAAGAGUGAUGGGGAUAUUUUAUAUAUUUAAUCGCAUAUAUGUCAUAAUUAAAAAGUCCUCUGCUUCUUGCUGUUUUCAGUCAUAGUCUUCCUGACAUUCGCUCAUAUUUUUUAUCUUUUAAAUGCUUGAUGGUAUACAUUGUGUAUACAUUUGUUUGCUUGUUUAUAUAUUUUCGCUAACAUGUAUUUUAUUUUUGAUUAAGGGGCUAAAAUAUUUUUUGGACUAAUGAAUCUUUAUGCUGGA
Schizosaccharomyces cryophilus OY26 is the source of this 2230-nucleotide messenger RNA. Its product is annotated as mitotic cohesin complex. Gene Ontology annotation, molecular function: protein binding; chromatin binding. The transcript is spliced from 2 exons. Gene Ontology annotation, biological process: mitotic sister chromatid cohesion; synaptonemal complex assembly; replication-born double-strand break repair via sister chromatid exchange. The coding region runs from base 101 to 1957 and encodes 618 amino acids. The record is from RefSeq and is a predicted model, not a curated record. Lineage: Eukaryota; Fungi; Ascomycota; Schizosaccharomycetes; Schizosaccharomycetales; Schizosaccharomycetaceae. Gene Ontology annotation, cellular component: cohesin complex; synaptonemal complex.